CUCUCUGCUUUAUUUGCCUUCUCCUUUCUCUUAUGUCUUCUCAUCACAACUAACCAAACUAUGUCCGAAUCCGACCACAUGGAGACUUUCUGCAACAAAACAUCCGGAAACUUCACUCGCAACUCAACUUACCACACAAAUCUCAACGCUCUUCUCUCCAUUCUAAGCAAUCAGUCCUCCCUCGAUAACUAUUACAACCUCACGACUGGUCUAGCUUCAGACACAGUCCAUGGAAUGUUCUUGCGCACAGGAGACGUCAACAGAACAACUUGCAACUUCUGCGUCAAGACCGCAACAACCAAGAUCUCCAAAAACUGUACCAACAGCCGUGAAGCAGUCAUUUACUACUUCGAUUGUAUGGUUCGCUACUCUGAUAGGUUCUUCCUCUCAGCUUUAGAGACACAGCCUAAUACCUUUUUGUGGUCUACCGAUCCAACACCCACAACAUUUGGUAAAUUUAGACAGAGUUUGGCUGAUAAAAUGGGUGAAGUUAUCGUCAGAUCGUCUAUGUUAUCUUCAUCACGUACUCCAUAUUAUCUUAUGGAUAUGACUAGGUUCGAUAACUUGUAUGAUCUUGAGUCUAUUGUUCAGUGCACUCCUUAUUUGGAUCCUGGAAACUGUACCACAUGCCUGAAACUUGCGUUGCAAGAGAUCAUUGACUGUUGUAGUGAUAAGCGUUGGGCCCUAAUCUGGACUCCUAAAUGUCUUGUAAGUUUUGAUACCUACAACUCUUUGUUGUCGCCGCUUCCAUCCCCUACUCGCAGCGGUUCCUUCUCGAUCAGAGGAUGUAAUAAACUUGGGGGAAUGGUUCUUGCUAAUGGCCGCUUCGGUGUUCGCAUUUUUGGGUUUAUGAUAAGAUUUGCAAUUUUGCAUGUUUAUACUUAA
This is a messenger RNA of Brassica napus (rape), 885 nucleotides long. Its product is annotated as cysteine-rich repeat secretory protein 57-like. The annotation marks the transcript as partial. The record is from RefSeq and is a predicted model, not a curated record. Lineage: Eukaryota; Viridiplantae; Streptophyta; Magnoliopsida; Brassicales; Brassicaceae. The transcript is spliced from 3 exons.